Cucumis sativus (cucumber) is the source of this 830-nucleotide messenger RNA. Its product is annotated as transcription elongation factor 1 homolog. The record is from RefSeq and is a predicted model, not a curated record. The transcript has 5 exons. The coding region runs from base 167 to 433 and encodes 88 amino acids. Gene Ontology annotation, cellular component: transcription elongation factor complex. Gene Ontology annotation, biological process: transcription elongation by RNA polymerase II. Lineage: Eukaryota; Viridiplantae; Streptophyta; Magnoliopsida; Cucurbitales; Cucurbitaceae. Gene Ontology annotation, molecular function: RNA polymerase II complex binding.
UAAUUCAGGGGUAUUUUCGUCAAAUUGAUUCCUACAACUCUAUAAAUACCACCCCUCCUCCUCCUUUUUGGUUGCAUUCUUCAAUCCGACCUGCGCUACCAUUUCAACUGCGAACGAUAAUCUCUCCCAACUCUAUCACCGAUCAGCCAGCCUUACGACACAGGAUAUGGGGAAACGUAAGUCAAGAGCAAAGCCCCCACCUAAGAAAAGAAUGGACAAGCUCGAUACUGUUUUUAGCUGUCCCUUCUGCAAUCAUGGGACCAGCGUUGAAUGUCGCAUUGAUAUGAAGAACCUGAUUGGGGAAGCCUCCUGUCGGAUUUGCCAAGAAAGCUUUAGCACAACUAUUACAGCCUUGAGUGAGGCAAUAGACAUAUAUAGUGAGUGGAUCGACGAAUGUGAGCGGGUCAACAACCUUGAAGACGAUGCUGCCUAGAGGGAUCAAUUGGAGAAGUAUGAAGCUUGAUGCUUUCUAUGGAAACGAAGCUGGCUAUUUGGAAGUUCCUUUUAUGAAACUAAAUUAAGAGAGGGGGUCUUAUUGGUUGGUAUAACAACACUUCCACCCUCCACGGUCGUAGCAGUAUAGACUAGACAAGUAUGUAUGUACAGUAGUAAUGUUGUAACGGCUUGCACUUGACUUUAUUACGGAUUUUCUCACGGAUGUGUAACUUUCUUUUAUGAUUUUUAAAUCAAGAAUCUUGGAGUUGGUAAGUUGUGUUGGAUGGAGAGUUGGGGGGGUCCUGAACCAUCCUUUAUUAUUGAAUAAUUCAAUGCUUAAUGUAAAUGAAAUGUUUAAGCAUGUUACGAAGUACUAAUGGUUGUUAUUUCAUGCC